AUGGCUCUUCGGUUCUGGGGGUUCGAAGAGCAUAAGAUAAUAAUGCGGCUGAGCUCCGAGCUACUCCUCUCUUUGGUUCCUUCGUUGACUUUUUAUCAUUCUGGUUUAUGUUCUAAUCGUUUGAAACCUCUUGAAAAGAGUGAUUGGCGUGCUGAAGUGUUGUUCAAAAUCUUACUUCUGGAUAUGAGCUCUGUCUGUGGUAGGUUGGAUUACAAAGAUGCAGAGUCCCACCUUGAGAGCAGCUCUGCUUCGAGUCCCAAUAAUGGGGCAAAGCAUGUCUCUUGUAUCGGAUGUGAAGAUGCUCAGGAGUCUGAUGGGGAUGAUAGUGGUUAUAUAAACCAAAAUGCGAACAAAGGAUCCAAAUCUAUAUCAGAGUCUUUACCUCGUAAGUCUUUGGAUGAUGAAGGAGAAGACAAGAACCUAGCGACCGCGUUGCAGGACAUGUUCUCGGAGAGUAAGAUGGGUGUGGUUAAUAUCAUCCCAGCCAUUAAAGGCAGUCGAGAGAAGCAUGGAAAGUCUCUUGAGAAGCUGAGCGUGUCAUGGGCUGAAGAUGUGUAUGAUCCUCCACCCUCCAUUGUCUCUCACACGAGAAGCAAGAAACAGCAGCAGCCGAAAUCAAAGAGCAGAGACAGUUUGAAGAAGAAUGGAAAGAAAGGACAAAAGGGGAGCAGCAAUUCGUCAUCAUCGUCCCGUGGCAGCAAAGACAAGAAGCAGUCUUCUUCUUCUUCUUCUCGUAGCAAACACAGUCGUGAUAAGUUUGGUUGGGCCACACAAGUGCCUCUCGUAGCUGCAUCUUCUUGA
Thlaspi arvense is the source of this 801-nucleotide messenger RNA. The record is from the annotation of a GenBank genome assembly. Lineage: Eukaryota; Viridiplantae; Streptophyta; Magnoliopsida; Brassicales; Brassicaceae.